AUGAGUGACAAGCAAAAAGGCCUAAUUCAGGCCUGUGACCUUGUUUUCCCAAAUGCAGCUCACAGGUUUUAUGUGAAACACAUGCAUGCAAACUUUUCAAGUGCUGGAUUCAAAGGAGAAGCUCUCAGAAAAGCGUUAUGGACUGUUGCAAAGGCAACUACACUAGCUGAAUUUUCCAGCAAAAUGGAGGAAAUGGCAGCAAUUGACAUUGAUGCAGCUAGGUGGUUUGAUGAUAAACCCCCAGCUCAAUGGAGUAGAGCCUUUUUUAGCACUUAUCCAAAAUGUGAUAUUUUAUUGAAUAAUCUUUGUGAGUGCUUUAACAGCAAAAAAGUCGAUGCUAGGGAGAAACCAAUCAUUGAAAUGAUGGAAUUGUUGAGCCUAUAUCUAAUGCAAAGGAUGCAGCAAAAUAGAGACUUGGCUAGCUCAAGAUGGAAAGACAAUGCGUACUGUCCUAGGAUCGUUGAUAGAAUACAAAAAAGAAUGGAGAAGGCCACCCAAUGCUUUCCUUUCAAGUCAAGUGAUGAUCUGUAUGAGGUUUCCUGCCUAUAUGGUGAUGAUUAUGCUGUCAACAUCAAGAAGCAAUCUUGUUCAUGCAGGAGAUGGGAACUGACAGGAAUUCCCUGUCCCCAUGCUAUAUCUGCACUUUGGAGUGCAAAAAAAGAUCCAAUGCAGUUUGUUUCCAGCUGGUACACAGUAGAGAAAUACUUGAAGUGUUAUGAUGGCUGUGUGUCUCCAAUGAAUGGAGAAAGAAAUUGGGAGAACAUUGGUCUUAGGAAGGAUGAGCAGAAUGCUACUUCUACUGAAGCAGGUCUAGCUGCCUCCCAAAUUCCAGAGAAUACUUCUGCAAAUGUUGAAGAUGACUCCGGAGAAUGUAAUGAAGCUGAAGUACCACUCACAUGUACUCUCCAAAUUUGUGAGAACAACUUAGUUAACACGGUAGCUAAGAAAAUGAAGGAUCAGGGGAAGGAGGAUGCAACUACACCAAAUGAGGUUGUUGAUGGUAUUGGCACAGCAGCUGCUCCAUCUUCACCAAAUUUGUAUGAGGUUUUUGGCCUAAGAAGGUCUCAAAUGAAGUAUAGCCAGCCUUUACACCUAAGAAAAAAAAAGAAUGAUGUCCCUCUCAAGAUAAAGUAUGGACAUUUGGAUAUUGCAGCUGGCAGUGUUACUGGUUAUUCUGGACUGAAGGGGAAAAAAAUGAAAUAG
Molecule: messenger RNA, 1203 nt
Organism: Coffea arabica (coffee)
Lineage: Eukaryota; Viridiplantae; Streptophyta; Magnoliopsida; Gentianales; Rubiaceae
Source: RefSeq, a predicted model, not a curated record